Molecule: messenger RNA, 1346 nt
Organism: Zychaea mexicana
Lineage: Eukaryota; Fungi; Mucoromycota; Mucoromycetes; Mucorales; Lichtheimiaceae
Exons: 5
Coding region: 58-1308 (416 amino acids)
Source: RefSeq, a predicted model, not a curated record
CCCACACCCCCCCCCCCACUCUUUGUUUUCUUAUAUCACAAAGCACAGCUGAAACUCAUGCGUCUUGCAACAGUAAUAACACAACGAACGAUUCAAUACUGCGUUCGACGAUCGCUUUGGACUAGCGCCACAGCAACAGCUCGCACAACAGAGGAAUGCAUCCAACAAGCAGCCAGCAAGUUGUCCAUGAAGGAUCCCAACGUGUGCGUCGCGCUUGUGUCGAAAACAUUCCCCGAUUACCGCGCGGUGACCAAACAACUCGCUGCCCAUUUCAAUGCAAAGUACACGAUUGGAUGCGUUGUAGACCAUGUGCCCGGCGUCAAGCACGGCAUUAGUCUCUUGUUGGGUGACACGGACUGUGUGCCGUUCCAUAUCCCUGACAGCCAACAGCGCGAGAAAGUGCGGACUAUCAGUGUGGGUCGCUGGGGCCGUGUCGAGGAUUUUGACAGAUUGCGGUUUCAGGGAAAUAAACUCAAUGACGACGGCUGGGACGCCUUUAAUACUAUCAGUCGUCCUGCACACCAAGUGGCUUUACCAUCCACCUUACAGACGCGAUCUGAAACACCGUCGUUUGUGUUUAUGGCUUCAGAUAAUGAGCCUGAUCAGUUAUUGCACGCACUUGACCAUCAUUUCCCAGAUAUACCCAAGAUCGGCGUGAUCGGUGCAUCCACUCCAUUCAUUACCGGUGAACCCUAUGCAUUGUUUUGUAACCAAGAACUGCUGGGCGGCGGUAUUGUUGGAUUUGCUUCUUACAACGACCAGCCGAUCAGCGAGAUUCAAGUGGAGCAUUCUGCUUUGGAACCUUUGGGAGAACCUUUGACUAUCACACGAUGCCGCGGUAACAUCAUUUUGGAUUUGGAUCAGGCGGGUGCAACAGGAUUGUUAUUAGCCUUGAUCCAGCAAGGACAAAGUGCUCGGAUAGCCAAGGAUCAAGAGUUCUACUUGGGUGUCUAUCCACCGUGUAGUGAUGAUUCAAGCAAGAUGGCAGUGAAUCGUAUUACAAGCGGUGAUCCAUCACGCGGCAAUAUGUCCGUAGAUACCACAGCUGAUCUACAAGUUGGACAGAGGGUUCAGUUUAUGAAACGUCGGCCUUGUGAUGUCAAACAUGUAGCAGCAGAGAAACUGGCGUUUGGUGUAGUGGAUCAGGACCAUACCAUUGAUGCCAAACCGCUCCAAAUUUCUGAUACACCCAAGGUCCUGUCUGAUGUUUUUGGAGCAGCAAGCGAGAACGGAGUCAUAGUAGGACGACCAGGACUGUCAAGUCAGAUUCUCGAUGUACCUUAUUCUGUAGUUAAACUCCACAACUAGUGCUAUGUACAGCAGUAGAAAAUUAUUAUUCUCCUUUC